Petromyzon marinus (sea lamprey) is the source of this 2783-nucleotide messenger RNA. NCBI's taxonomy places the organism in Eukaryota, Metazoa, Chordata, Hyperoartia, Petromyzontiformes, Petromyzontidae. The record is from RefSeq and is a predicted model, not a curated record.
CUGGCGGCCGAGGUGACCGCGUGGUUCAUUUGCCUUCAGGUAUCAUGCGGCGCUUAUUGUUACACGUGCGGCAAAAUCAAACACCGAGAUCUCUCAUGCGGUUAGCGGUAACGUGAAUUAAGCGAUGUUAACAUUUUUUGCCCCGUUUUCCUAUCGAUCGUGACCUCACCACGGUAUGGGUGGCGAGCCAGGAUGCUCUCGACCCUUCCGUAAUUAUGAGGAUGCAUUACGUCUCGACAUGUGAUUUGUGACAGCGACGAUGGCCGUGGCGAGGAAGUCCAGUAUCCUGUGCUUCUUCCUCGUCUUCUCCUGCUUCGGGAACCUCCUGUGGAUGCUGAGGGGUUUCAGGAGCACCAUGCUUGUCAUCAGAUCGCAAGGGCCGGCCAGCACGUCUUCCGAGAAGACACUCCUACACAAUCCCCUGGCUUUCGCUGAGCAACUUAACAACAUUGAGGAGAUGCUAAAAAUGAUUCUGGAAGAUGGCGCUAAGCCCGAGGAGCCAUCUGAGAAGGGCCCGGUGUGUAAGGGGAGCCAGUGGGUACCCGACCCCGAGAUGCAGCUCUUCAAGGAGUGGGGCAAGGAGCUCCCGGCCCGGCAGAAGCGCGCGGCGUGCGCCCGCUUCCUCACCUACGGCUACAACGCCUACCUGAGCGACCGGCUGCCCCUCGACCGCGACGUGCCCGACAACCGCCCUCCCGGCUGCAGCUCCAAGCGGUACCCGUCGGAGCUGCCGGCCCUGAGCCUGGUGCUGAUCUUCUACAACGAGGCCGUCUCCAUCCUGCUGCGCGCCGUCACCUCCGCCGUGCGCAACACGCCGCACCACCUCCUCAAGGAGAUCAUCCUCGUCGACGACCGCAGCGGCCACCGAGACCUGCAGCAACAAUUCAAUGCUCAGAUCGAGGAGCUGGACAGCAGGUACCCGGAGGUGUCUCUCCGCAUCAUCCGGCAUGCUGCCCGCAGGGGGCUGAGCGCGGCCCGGGUCACCGGCGUCCAGGCGGCCUCGGGGCCCGUGGUGGCCGUCAUGGACGCCCACGUGGAGUUCCCCGUCGGAUGGGCCGAGCCGAUCCUGGCACGGAUCCAGGAGGACCGGCGCGUCGUGGUCUCCACGGUGUUCGACAACACGCACUACGACACGCUAGAGGUCCACCGCUACCAGUCGCAGGCACAAACGUUCACCUGGCAGCUGUGGUGCACCUACAUGGUGCCCCCCCUCGAAUGGAUCAACAGCAACGACCCCACGGCCCCCAUCAGGAGCCCGAUUGUGAUGGGCUGUAUGGCGGCCAGCAAGAGUUACUUGGAGGAGAUCGGGUUUCUGGAUGAAGGCAUGCAGGUGUAUGGAGGGGAGAACGUGGAGCUGGGCCUCAGGGUGUGGCAGUGCGGGGGCCGCGUGGAGGUGCUGCCCUGCUCACGCUUGGCUCACAUCGAGCGCUACUUCAAGCCGUACGCCCUGGACCUGAGCGUCCACAUGCGCAGGAAUGCGCUGCGCGUGGCCGAGAUCUGGAUGGACGACUACAAGAGGAACGUCUACAUGGCCUGGAACGUGCCCAUGAACGGCUCUGGGAUAGACAUCGGCGACAUCUCAGAGCGUGUGGCUCUGCGCAAGCGGCUCAACUGCAAAAGCUUCGCGUGGUACCUGGAGAACGUGCUGCCCUCACUACCACGGCACGACGACAUCGUGCAGUACGGCGUAAUGACCAACAACAAAAAAGAAAGCCUCUGUCUGGACAAAGGAGACCCAAAGGAUAAAUUUCCCAUUUUGUACCCAUGCCAUGGAUACACCCCCCAGCUGGCAAUGAGAACCUUCGAUAACCGACUUAUGAUCGGGCUGAACAUGGACUUGGUGAGCCCCGGAGCUGUGUGUCUGGGGGUGUCAACAUCGGGAGUCGAGCCUGCGUUUGUGGACUGUCAGCUGUCCGGUCAGGAGGCCAGCAGCAGGCUGCUUCACUUUGAGAACGGAGAACUGAGGCUGCAAGAAGGAGGAAAGUGCCUGGAGGUGAAAGAGAAUGCUCAGAAAAGCUACGGCCUGGAGCUCGUGCUGGUGCCCUGUUCCGGGCAGAAGUGGCGUUUGGCGUACUUCCGCAAAUCGUAGCCCCAAUACAUGUCGAUGACACCACUACCACCUUCUUGCUACGCUUUGCCAGAUUCCACAGCUGCUGGGGCAGUAGAGACCAGUGACUCGUGAGACCAAUAGAAAGGCCGUUCGUAUAUUCCAAUGAUUAUUGCAAUAGUAUUCGAGAGGCUCCCCACGAUAUUUUAGGAGCAAAAUUACUUUCUGAUAUUUGAAAUUCAUGAACCCUAAAAGCCAGGGAGAGAGUUUUAUGGAAGGGAAUAAAAACACGUUUUAAUUUUAUUUCAGGGACUCUCUAGUCCUUGCUGUCCAAUUUGACUGAGAAAUUAAUAUGUUUCUAAAAAGGAAAACCUACAAAGCCAUGAGGUUUCUCAAGCACUCAACCAAAAAUUUUACAGCCAGAAUUCGGGGGCUAGGCCACGCACUAACGUAUUACUGGGACUGUGACGCCCACCAUUGAAGCAACUCGCCACUGGUUCCGAGGUCUGCACAGCAAGCCAGCAGAAGGUGUUGGGUGAAUCAAUCACCGGGCGUUUACAAGUGUCUCCAUUGCAGUGGAGGCCACACGCGUGCAUUGACACGCAGGAGACCAUAUUGGUGGAGGUGCGUCACGCGUGGUGCUCUGCGUUGUUUAAAUCCGUCUAUCAGUUGAUGUAAAGAGACGUUUAGUGUAAAUAGUCAUUUACGAAAUGAAAAAUGCUGUAAAAUCAUCUCU